AUGGAGAUUAUGUUGGCAGCCAAUAACUAUUUUCUGGUUGUGUUUCCCUACAUGGUAGAUAGAAAUAGAGUCUUUGAAGGAGGUCCAUAUUUCUUCAAUCAGGUUGGGCUCUUUAUCAAGCCAUGGCAUGUGGGCUUCAACUCUGUAGAAGAGCUUCCCUCAAGAGUGCCUGUAUGGGUCCGUCUACCAAGGCUUCCACUGGAAUUUUGGAGGGAUGAUAUUCUUCACUCAAUUUCACUUUUGCUUGGAAAGCCCAUUGGUUCGGCUAGGCAAACUCAAGACAAAAAGGUAAUUUAUUAUGCUCAAAUUUGUGUGGAAGUUGAUUUAAAUAACCCGUUACCAGAUUCCAUGGAAAUUUGUCUGGAAUCCUCUUCUUGGAUCCAACAAUUGGACUAUGAAACAUUGCCAUUUAGAUGUCGAAUCUGUCAUGAGUAUGGACACUUGCAAAGGAGAUGCCCUAGAAAUAGGUCAGUACCUUUAGGGAGUACUGAUCCCUCUAAUUCCAAUCCUAAGGUAGAUAAAGGAAAGGCUCUUAUGCCUGAUGGGCCUGUUGAUAAGGAAGGUUCCAAUCCUGUUAAGUCUCAUAACAAAGGAAGAGGCCAGAAGAGAUCCUGGACAGAUAGACAAAAUGAUGGGGUGUUCAACAAGUUUGAAGUUUUGGAUGACUUGGUCCAAGAAGAAGGAAUUCCAGUGGAACUUUCUUUUGGGGCUAAAUCUUUGGGAGUGAUUUUAGAAGAGGACAAAGGUAAUGAUUCUCAGGAAUUGGCUAUGAUGGAUAGACAGGAAGGGUAG
Molecule: messenger RNA, 792 nt
Organism: Cryptomeria japonica (Japanese cedar)
Lineage: Eukaryota; Viridiplantae; Streptophyta; Pinopsida; Cupressales; Cupressaceae
Exons: 1
Coding region: 1-792 (263 amino acids)
Molecular function (GO): zinc ion binding; nucleic acid binding
Source: RefSeq, a predicted model, not a curated record